UAACUUUCUAUGAUUAGAUCGUGUAAAAUCUAAUCGUAUUUUUUGAGACUUUAAUAAAUAAUUACGAAAAAUGUUUUCGGAAAAAAGAGCUAAAAAUUCUAAACGUCGAAAGGAAUGUAGCAUUUACGUGAAGUGAAGUGAAGUUGAAGUGUUUUGAAAAAGCACAAGUUGUUGUAAUUGAUAAUUCUAUGGAAAUUAUAAAAAUAUAGAGUUAAUUUCAAAACAAUGGACACAUGCCCGGAAAGAUCUUCAGAAGAUGUAAGGAAAAUAAUAAAAACUGCAAAGCUUCAUGAAUCUGAGUUAACUGAAGUUACACAAAUAUUAAGGUUUCCAGAUCCAAGCAAGCAGAAUGAUAACUUGAAACUUAUGCUCUUAGAUGAUAAUCUACUGAAAGAAAUCGAAGGAGGAAAUCAAUUGAUAUUUAAAGGUGACCCUGACGAAAACGCAGUAUUAUGUACAAGUAGUAAAACAUACGAUAUCAAAGAAGCGGAGACCUCAAACAGUCUUUUACUAGUCCCAGAAUUAUUAUUCGCUGCUUCCACAGGCCUCGAUGAAACAAUCGUCAAUAAGUCUGUAGAAGGUGAUUCCGAUUCUUCAUUUGAUAAGUCAAAUACGAGUUUAAAUAAAUCCGCAGAUUCUGACGAUGGGAAGCCGCCUAGAGAGAUAGUCCAUAAAGACAUCAUAAGCACAUUCUUCACAUAUUAUGAAUUAAAGCCCUGUAAACCACGCCUAUCUAAACUAAUCAAACUACUCGAUCCCACUAAAUAUCGUGGUCCAGAAUUAGAAUACGCGGUUGAUAAAUCUAAAUUAUAUAACUAUGAAGCCCUAUUCGAUCAAAUACAAGCAUCCAAGGCAGAAUUGGAUGAGGAAUUGAUUAAAAUACAAGCGAUAAAAAUUGAUGAUCACUAUAGAUUGUUGGAAUUUGAUUACGAAUUCCGUGUUCUAUCACAUAUGCUUGAUUUAAUCGAAGAAAAUUCUUGGCCGUUAGAUAGAAUAUCUAAAGAUGUAACUAUAGACAGUUUAAAAGACCUUGUUCCCGAAAGUAUUUUGGAAGCAAUGUUUGGGUUUUAUUCCAGCGAAUCUGCAGUCGAUGACGGUAUACAAUAUUAUCAAUAUAAACAGGACAAAGUUUGCCAGUUUUUAGCCAGAGUAUUGCUCAAAAGUGCUGGAAAAUUUAAUUUAACGGAAUUUUUGCAAGCUUGGAGGGACUCUGUUCCUGAAGGAAUGACUACAGAUGAAUCUCUGUUAUCUGGCAUAGCUUUGAUAGAUAAAACUACUACGCCUCAAGUGGUCUGGGGUUUUGCAGAAAGUGACCUGCCUGAAGAUAUCAAUCAACGUUUCAAGGUUCUAUUUCAGACGAAAGCUAAGUGGACCGUUGAUGAAAUUUCACCUUACAUUCAAUUAUACGCCACAGAGAAACUAAACGUAAAUGCAUUGCUAACGAAAUAUGCGCGUGCAUCGACUCAAGAUGGAGUUCGUGUGUUCUCAGCUAAACAUAUGAAAUGAUUAAAGAAACUUCUAAAAUUAA
This is a messenger RNA of Bicyclus anynana (squinting bush brown), 1528 nucleotides long. RefSeq names its product sister chromatid cohesion protein DCC1. Lineage: Eukaryota; Metazoa; Arthropoda; Insecta; Lepidoptera; Nymphalidae. Gene Ontology annotation, biological process: maintenance of mitotic sister chromatid cohesion; mitotic sister chromatid cohesion. The record is from RefSeq and is a predicted model, not a curated record. The transcript is spliced from 5 exons. Bases 226 to 1506 code for a protein of 426 amino acids. Gene Ontology annotation, cellular component: chromatin; nucleus; Ctf18 RFC-like complex.